This is a messenger RNA of Achroia grisella, 4769 nucleotides long. RefSeq lists its product as uncharacterized. The record is from RefSeq and is a predicted model, not a curated record. The transcript is spliced from 11 exons. Lineage: Eukaryota; Metazoa; Arthropoda; Insecta; Lepidoptera; Pyralidae. Bases 117 to 4547 code for a protein of 1476 amino acids.
CAUGAAACAAAACAAUCAAAAAUAAACAUUUAUUUCCAAUUUAUGACAUUUUUUUAAGGAAAGUAAUAUUAUUCGUUUUUAAAUUGUGAUUGAAUGUGAAUGUAUUUGUGAAUAAAAUGUCACUAAAUCCAUUAAAUGAAUUAAAACGCAGAUUAGAAGAUAACACUGCCUCAUUGCCUAAAAGACUUUGCCUUGCCAAGAAUGUGAUCAGAUCUCACCACUUCCCCACAGCACCAAAGGAGAGACUAGUGGCUGAGUGGCUUCAAAGUCUGAUGACGAAUAAUUGUCUUUCUAGUGAGGACUUAAGGAAUAUUGUUACUUGGUUAGACAUAGUCGAUGAUCUAACUACUGAGCUGAAGAUUCAUUUAAUCCAGAUUGUAUCCCAAUACUUACAAAGAAAUCCAUUAAAGACUGAGGAUAUAGAGACUCUGGUAUCAUUCCUAGAAAACAAUAAAAUUUCUUCACAACUCAACACAUCAAUUGAUGAAUAUUUGCACAUAGCUAUCACUUUAUUGCAAUACUUUAGGGUUAAUGAACCAAGCAAAUUGAUGCUAGACAGAGUAUUUAAUAAUUUAAUAAAAUAUUACAAAGAUUGUAAAAAGAAACUCGAAUUUGUUAACAAAUUUUUAGGAAAUGAUAACUUAGAAACAAUUUUUAGUUAUUUGGAUACAGAAAUCCGGACUGCUGCUGUCAAUGUAUGUGAAAAUAUUCUAUUUCCUAUUAGUAGAAAGUCUUCUUUUAUCAAUUACCUCCAAACAUUAAUAAGAAAAGACAAUUUAAAUGAAUUAAUAGCUGAAAAAGGUGACAAUAUACAGUCUGUAUUGAAAAUUAUGGACAUAUUUUUUUCUUUCCCUAAAGGACGGACUAAUAGAGAUCCCAAAUUCUUAAAAGAUUACAUUGAUGUUUUCGUAAGUUGUUACCAUAAAGAGAGCCAAUUGAUAUUUGCCUUUUACAUAAUUGUAACAAAUUUUUUAAACAUGGAACAGAAUUACCUUGUACCUGUUACCAAAAUGACUCCUGUCCACUUUGAUGAAAAUGAUGAGAAUAUUAAAAGGAAUCUGUUUUUAAACAUGCUUGAAACUGUUUUAAGAAAUGAAGUGGAUAUAAACACAAGAUUGACGGAUACAUUUGGUGAAAAAAUAUCUAAAGUUGAAAUUAAAAAGACCUCUUUACUCUUCCUUCAAGCUGUCAUGGCGGGACAGCUAAAAUUGAAGGGAAAACCUGAUAAAGUUACACUGCAGAUAUUAAAAACUGCAUUGAAAUUGGAUCCCAUAUUGAUUGAGCAAAAAUUGAUUGAUAUAUUGCCACCUUUGAUGGUAAUGAAAAAAAAUAGUACGAGUGUCAAAGAGUAUUACACGGAAAUGUUGAACUGCUUAUUAGAAGUGCUAUUUAAACUUAGCAGAGGAGUUUCAUUUAUAAAUCUUAUUCUACCAAAUGUUAAAAAUUGUUUGGAAGAUUGCAACACUGUUCAGUUUGAUAUGAAGCAAAAAUUGAAGGAGACUGAAGAGAGUGAUGAGAAUUAUAAUAAAAUUAAAAGUAAAAUAAUCAGGGGUGAUGAUGUGUUUCCUACAAAAUGUGUAGAAUUGUAUGGGAAGUUAACAUCUGAGUUGAUGUUUAGACAGAAUAAAGAGUUGUUGAUAUCGCUACAGAAAGAUUUUGAAGUGUAUUGCUUGUUAAUGCUAGAAGAAAAUUUUGUCAGCCCUUCAAUUAUAACGCUAACAGAAGUUAUAUCGGCCAUUUUGUCAAGUUUUCUGCAACACAAUAAGAUGGCGGAUCACACCGUGCCACAGAAUGUCGCCCAAGAAUUCUGGGCUUCCUUUGAAAAUUUUGAGGAAGAGUGCUUGAAAAUGUUUGGAGAAUGCAUACUAAAACUUAAUUAUAAUCCACCAUUAAUGUUAUCUUUUUUGAAACUAUGUCUAAGUUACUCACAAUUGAAAAUAUUGAAUCUGAAAUAUAGUAACACCAAAUUAACACUGUCAAAUAUUGGUACACCAGAUACUUUCGACUUGAGUAUGUUACUACCAUGUUUAACUGGUGAGCAAUGGACUGUGCUCGCCUCAAAAAUAGCAGACGAUGUAGAGACUACACUUUUGGAUGAAUUAAUACUAACAAAAACAAUUGCUCUCCAAAUCUUUUAUGAUAAUGAAUCAUCUGAUGAAGCUAUAACGUCUUCAAAAUCGCAUCUAAUCAAGCAGUUCUCUAAAAAUAAUAAUGCAGUUGUAACAAAUGGUAUAGCCAAAAUAUUAUUCACUGAUUUAGAUAAAAACCAAUUGAAAAAAUUAUCGAAACAUAUAGUUAAACUAUCAUUCAAUGAUACAGAAAACAAAAUGCUAACAAAUGAAUCAUUUAGUAAUAAUAUACCUUUAUUAAAUGCUUUAGUAGUUGAGACUUGUAAAAUUAUCGCUAAUAAUAUAGAAAAUGCUGAUGCAUUGGCGAAAUCACUGAAGAAAAUAGACUUUGACAUAACAAAUUUUGCUAAAGAGCAGAAUAUGAAAGAGUAUUUCAAUCAAUUGAGUUUUAACGGUGACGAUGCAGUGUUAUUAAACUGUGUUGAAGUAUUAAAACAACUUCAAAUAUAUUAUCUAGAUGAGAAAUGCCAGUUAUUAGCUAUUUACUUAUUGUUGAUAUUGAAAAAAUGUGGUCAAAAGAAACUAAGACGCAACAUUGAUCAUAUAUUGCGCAGUAUUUUCGAAUUGAGUAACCAAACGCCUGAUAUAUACAAAAUAUUUCCAGUAGAAGACAUAUUUUCUUUUGAAGACAAAAUUAUAUUAGAUUUAUUAACACUGAAAAUCAAAACGUCAAACAAUUUCUUAAUAAUUAAGAAUAUUAUAGAAUCAGCUGUCAGAAGAGUUAGGACAGAGAGUGAUUUAGUUAAAAAUAUAGUUAAACUGAUUCUAAAGAAACAAAAUAAUAAUAAUGAUGGUAGCAUUGAAUACUUUGGUGAUCCUGCUUUCCAAAUGACUUGUAUAAUUCUACCGUUGCUUGUUAAACAGAAAAAAGCUAUAACAGCCAGCGCUUUUAGAUCAAUAUUAGCAGAUCUUCAAGAGAAACUACACAAAUAUCUUCUUGAUUCAUUUAAAAAAAUAAAUUUUUAUGAAAUUACUAAUGUACUUAAUGCUAGCAGCGGCAACACUGAUGAGAGUGUAGUAGUUUCUGAAACGGCUAUGGCAACACUGAAUGCUAUGGCUGCAUAUGCUAUAACUUUGUCUAAGUAUUGUGAAACCACAAAUGCAGAGGAAAUAAUGAAUUUGGAUUGUCUCUGGUCUGGCUUAGAAUAUUUCGUACAUAGUGCUAUUAAUACAAUUCAAAAUCAAGAAUCAAGAAUUCUACAUGUCGAAUCCUCAAUACAACUCUUGAAUGUUGUUUUAAGAUAUCUAAAGAAACUUGAAUCGCAUCAUAUAUUUGAGACCAGAGACAAAUUGUUCUUACAAAUAUGGCAGAGUGUGAAAUCUAGAUUGUUUAUGAUCUAUGGGAAUAAAAAACAUGUUUAUGUAAAUAAUGGAUGUAUAGAAGAUAUUGGUGUCACUCUGAAGUUCUUGUGUGAAGUAUCGAGUGUGGAGUGCUUCGCUAAUGAUUUCGUUGUCGAAUUGAAUAAAUUGACGAUUUUGGAGAAACUUCCACACAAACCUAAAGACAAUAAUUUAAACACACUAUUAACAACGCGCCAAGUAUCCAAAUGUAUGUGGAAUAAUUGUUUGAAAGCGAACAUUGUUGGGCCCAAAUGUGUAGCCAUGUCGAAGCUAAUGUUUAACGCAUGCAAAUCAGCAAAACUUAGUAUGUGGCAACACCAUGAAGCUGAACAAUAUGGUGUGAGUAUUAAAAGUAAGAAGAGAAAAUUCUCAAUUGAGAUUCAUGAUGAUGAUGUGGAAAUCAAAAUAGUAAAAAUAGAAGAUUCAGCUUGUGAAAUGUUGAAGUUAUUUUUAGAUACACUUUCUGAAGCUAUUUUGGCAGCUAAAAAGAUAAAUUUGGAUUACAAAUUCUUGGAUUCAAUAUUUGAAUUGCAACAUCUUAUCCAAUUUAUUUUGGGCUGUAACACUCUAAGGAUAAGGUGCGAUGUGUCUUGGCAAGCGUUUUUCAGACUGUUUGACGGAUCUAUUUCUAUAUUGAACAGCUUGUUGGUGUCCAGGGAGGAGUUAUUAGAAGAUAGAUGGCCAUGCUUCAUGCAAUGCUAUAGAGCACUUGUAACCAGCUUAUGUAAGCGGUGUACAGCUUCAGAAGAAUUGGACAGAAGCAUAGAAGAGAAGUUAGCAGAAACUGCACAUAGCUUGGAAAAAUUGACACAGUCCAUCAGCAAACGUAAAGUCCACGUGUCACGUAUAGCAGCAUACACCGUCGCGGACAUUUCCUCAACAAUAGAAAGAACCGCUCCACCACGCCUUCUACGGCAGCAUCUAGAGAACUCCGUCUCUCUACUGAUACAAGUGUCAGACACAAAUUACUCUGUCGCGUUCUUGAGACGCGCUCUAGCGGGUCACCCUGGUCAGAUGACAAUGACUAACUUGUAUACUAUGUAUAAAAGGUAUAAUAAGUAUGUGGGGAAUGCUUAGUAUGCAUUCCUGGUAUGUCUGUAUUACUGGUAUGGUAUUGCCUGGUAUGUAUACAUUCCUGGUAUGUAUGCAUUCCUGGUAUGGCAUUAACAAACAAUGCCGUAGUGUAAAGGGUGCAGGUCGGCCGGCUGUUGGCCUUGGGUUGUAUCGGCGAAAGACCACGCUACCCCCUAUUGUCAUUGCUAUACCUGCAAUAUUAUAAUAUGACUUUGUAUAUUUUAU